Xenia sp. Carnegie-2017 is the source of this 2162-nucleotide messenger RNA. Its product is annotated as kelch-like protein 18. The record is from RefSeq and is a predicted model, not a curated record. The coding region runs from base 513 to 2066 and encodes 517 amino acids. The transcript has a single exon. Gene Ontology annotation, molecular function: zinc ion binding; protein binding. NCBI's taxonomy places the organism in Eukaryota, Metazoa, Cnidaria, Anthozoa, Malacalcyonacea, Xeniidae.
UCAUCGUUGAAUUUGUUCAGUUGCUUACGUAUUAUUGGGCGGAUACGUUGAUUUGUAAAAGUGUCGUAGUUAAUGAUGUAUUUUGUGACUUUAUGUUAAAGAUGGAUUCAUUCUUUUCAAUUUAUAUGUGCAAAUUUGAGAGUCAUAAGAUGUUAUUGAGGACUAAAUUUAACUCCAAACAAACAAUUUUUUGUCAUUAAAAUUUAAUUUUAUGCAUAACUUCUUCUACUAAAUAUUUCUUUGAUUAUUCAUGUGUCGAACUACACCAAACAUCAACUUGAAAACAACGUAAUGAUUUUGGGUUGGUUUAUUGCGCAUCUAUAUCGAUGAACUGAUUUUCUUUCAUGAACGGAACAUAAAUCAGUCGUUUUAAAAGGAAAAAAACCAUUGUAAGUAAUAAAACUAAGAUUUCAAUUUGUUAGGGAUUCACUACUCGAUUCACCGUUGUAGAUCAAAACACAUUAUCCUUGAAGACAGUCUCGCAAAUUGUAAGCUCAGUCAGCAAAGAAACUAUGGCUACAGAUCACACGUAUGGUGGAUAUGAACAGGAAAGAUUUGUUGAUGAAGUUCAUUCAAGAUUUGAAUGUCCUAUAUGUUUUAAAAUAUUUAAAGAUCCUGUUCAAUGUCCAUACGAGCAUUAUUUCUGUCGUUCUUGUAUCGAAAGAUGUUUGCUUUCUUCUAACAAAUGUCCUCAAUGUCAAUGUGAUCUCGUAUCGGAGACGUUUACAGAUAUACCGAGAAUUGUCACCGAAAUGUUAGAAGAUCUUGAUAUUCGCUGUAAGAAUGCUAACCGUGGUUGUCCUGAAGUGGUGAAGCUUCAAUUUCUCCAACGUCAUGAGGAGAACUGUGGUUAUUCACCUACACCUUGUAGAAAUGAAGGUUGUGACGAAGUCCUUAAUAAAAACGAGAUUGAAGAACAUGAAAGAGAACGAUGCAAAUUCCGUGUCAUCACCUGUGAAAAGUGCCAAAUGACUUUUGACGUCAAUUCAAUGCGUUCACAUCCAUGUUUCAUGCGGCAGGAAAUUGACGAGUUGACGAAAAAAUUGAAUAUGAUUCAAAAUCAAUUAAACAUCACUAAAGAUCAUGUCAUAAACAACGAAAUGCAAGUGAAGUUGACUCGAAAUGAAAUGGUAUUUCUUGCUGUAGAAACGUCUAAAAGGUGCAAUUUUCUUACUGGAAAAACAAAGAUUUUUGUUUGUGGAGGUUUUGAUGGUGAGAGCAAUCUUGAUACUGUCGAGUCUUUCAACUGGGAUCUAAAUUGCUGGCAACAGGAACCAAAAAUGAAAGGAAAACGAUUUGCAGGAGCUGCAUUUGUUCAUGGUCGAGAUAUAUUCGUCAGUGGUGGUUGGAAUGGCGAGCGAUUCUUAGCAAAUAUGGAAAGUUUAAAUGUGGAUGGAAAAUCAGAAUGGAAAAUGUGUAAUAUUAUCAUGGAAAUACAAUGUCGAGGACAUAGUAUUGUUUAUCAUGAUAACAGUGCAAUUACGAGUGGUGGAGUAGUUAGUUACGACCCUGUCCAUGUUUCUGAUGCGAUCUACAGUCUUCAACUAAAUCCUCCACAUACUACAAAAUUAUUGGUGCACAUGCCAGAACCGAGAUGUAACCAUGGAACACUAAUCAUUGACAACGAGGUUUUGGUUAUUGGUGGGAGAACAUCAAGUCUCGUGACGGACAUCAAAAACACUGUUUAUUCAUUCAGUCUUAGUGAAAAGGAAUGUAAAACCUUGGCUCCACUUCCAUAUCCUUUGAGUAACAUGGGUAUAGUAAGUUAUAGAGGUAAUGCAGUCUUGAUUGGAGGUUUAAAUGAUAAAGGUGAAAUAUUGGAUAAAGUUUCGAUGUAUGAUGUGAAAACAGGACAAACUAAAAUGCUUCCUUCACUUAAUCAUAAAAGAUGUGCAUGUUCAGCAGUCAUCGUUGGAAAUGUUAUUGUUGUGGUUGGUGGGUGUGACGAUGAAUCAUUUCUCGAUUCUGUUGAAUGUCUUGAUAUGACUACAAACGUCUGGAGAGAACUGCCUCCUAUGUUGACCAAACGAAGUUGUCCUGCCGCAGUUGUUUCUCCAAUUUAUUAAUUUUUCAAUAAAACUAAAACAGUUUAACAUUUGAACUUUAAACAUUUAUUGAUCUGUAAAUAUUUAUUAAAUAAAGUACUAUGUUGCUCCUCUUUA